Aspergillus homomorphus CBS 101889 is the source of this 2490-nucleotide messenger RNA. Its product is annotated as MFS general substrate transporter. Gene Ontology annotation, biological process: transmembrane transport. Lineage: Eukaryota; Fungi; Ascomycota; Eurotiomycetes; Eurotiales; Aspergillaceae. Gene Ontology annotation, molecular function: transmembrane transporter activity. The coding region runs from base 343 to 2127 and encodes 594 amino acids. The transcript is spliced from 3 exons. The record is from RefSeq and is a predicted model, not a curated record.
CUUCUUCCAUCCACGCACUUUUUGCUUGUUCUCUCUGCCUGGCUAGGGGGGAGCCAGGCCACCCGAUUCCAUAUUGCCACGGCCUGGGCAUUGGAAUUCAUCAGUUGGGGGCUAAAGACUAGGCUCGCAGUGCAACCACCCUCCCACCUGCUAAUCCUGUGGAGGAAAGGCUAAGAAAGUGAAGACUAGAAAGGCAGUGGAAGGCAAACACGCUAGCGCCAAAAGCAAAAAACCUUUCACAAGCAGUACUUACUUAUACCUGCUUGGCCCCUCCCUCUCUUCUCUUCGCUCUCGUCGAUUCCUCCCUUCAUUCAUUUUCUCUGCCACGCACCCCACCUCACCAUGGGUAUUGUUACCGACCGCCUCAGGGGUCGCAAGACCAACCACGUCGUUGAGGAUCUCGGUCCUGUUGACGAUCGUGAUUCUCAGGAUACUCCCCCCGAGAACUUGGCGCGUGCGGAGAAAGAAGCAGAACAACACCCCGAGGAGGUCACGAAGGAAGCUCCGAUCGGUGUGCAGAAGGCCGAAGCCGCCGCCCUCGUGUGGACGAAGAAGGCGAUCGCUAUCACAUACGGCUGGAUCUGGGUAUGUUACUUUAUGCUGGCCCUGCACGAGUAUAUCGGCAGCAACGUCCUCUACUACGCGUACUCGAACUUCCAAAGCGCAUCGCAAGUCACCACGGCCUAUAUUCUGGCGACCAUCAUCGGUGGUGUGUUGAAGCUGCCGAUCGGAAAACUGCUGGGACUCUGGGGACGCGCUGAGGGCCUGAUUGUGUUUCUCUGCGUCUACAUCUUGGGUAUGAUAAUCCUCGCAGCUUGCAAUGGCCCCAACAGCUUCGCCGCCGGCUACGUGUUUUAUUGGAUUGGCUACGACGCCAUCUAUCUGAUUCUCGAGAUUUACAUCGCCGAUACGUCUGGCCUUCGGAACCGAGCCUUUGCUUUUGCGUUCUCGACGACUCCAUUUAUCUGCUGUGCCUUCACUGGUUCUCUGGCCGCCAACUCUUUCGUGAAGACCUCUGGCUGGCGGUGGGCGUAUGGCGCCUUCGCCAUCGUUCAGCCGUUCGUCUUUGCACCUUUGAUCUACAUCUUCAAGCACUACGAGCGCAAGGCGUACAAGCAAGGCCUGUUGACCCGCGUUCCCAGCGGGCGCACGACCAUGCAAUCGAUCAUCCACUACAUCCAUGAAUUCGAUGUGGUGGGUGCCCUGAUCCUCAUGGCCGCAUUUGUUCUCUUCCUCUUGCCGUUCAGCUUGGCCAGCUACGGUCGGACUCAAUACCACAACGCCGCUUUCAUCGCCCAGGUGGUGAUUGGGUUCUGCCUGUUCUUCGUCUUCGCGGCGUGGGAGAAGUGGGUGGCGCGCGUGCAUUUCAUCCCGUACGGGCACCUGCGCGACCGCACGGUGAUCGGGGCCUGCGUGUUGGCGGCAAUCCUGUACUUCAGUUUCUACUGCUGGGACAGCUACUUCUACAACUUCGUGAUGGUGGUGUACGACCUCGACAUCACCCACGCGGGUUACCUGACGUCGAUCUACACGGUUGGCUCGUGCGUCUGGUCGCCCGUAUUCGGCCUGUGGAUUCGACAGACGAAGGAAUUCAAGUACUCGUGCCUGUUCUUCGCGGUGCCGCUCAUGGUUCUGGGCGCGGGGCUGAUGAUUCAUUUCCGGGGCCAGGACGCCGAUAUCGGCUAUGUCAUCAUGUGUCAGAUCUUCAUCGCCUUCGCCGGUGGAAUGUUGGUUAUCGGCGAGCAGAUGGCCGUCAUGUGUGCUUCUACCCGUGACAACAUCCCAAUCAUGCUGUCGAUCGUCAGUCUGUUCACCAGCAUCGGUGGUGCUAUCGGUGCGGCGGUGUCGGCGGCCAUCUACAGCAACACCUUCCCCGAGGCGCUGCGCAAGGCCCUCCCCGCCAGCGCCCAGGCUGACUGGGAGACCCUCUACGCGGGCGGCUAUCUCGCCCAGAUGAAGUACGCCCCCGGAACUGAAGUCCGCGAGGCCAUCAACUUCGCCUGGGGCCAUAUGGAGAAGUACGAGGCUAUCGCGGCGACGGCGGUGUUGGUACUCGCUUUCCCCUGCGUCAUCAUGUGGAGGCACUACAGCGUCGACAAGAAGCAGAACAAGGGUACUAUGCUGUAGUCUGUUCACCUGGUCGACAGAAAAGGGGAUGACUUGUUGUUGAUGAUAAUGUCUAUGUCUAAUACCCUGUUUGUUUGCUUAUAUGUUUGAAAAGUUGCUUUUCCUCUUCGCAGUCGCGACAGUUCGCUUGAUCUCUGAUGUGAUAGAUCUCUUGAUUGCUGUUUUGACUUUAAUCUACCAGACCUGAUGGCCUGCAUUUAAACUUUUUAACUAAUAUUAUCUUUUUACCCAGAUAUGUAGCCGAAGUGUGCGGCGCAGAUUCAGUCUUAGCAGCCAUCAGGUUCCAGGAUCUAUGCCCCAAUUUUGUUAUGAGUGUCUGGUAUCUGAUACUGGCUUCGCAGCCAAUUCUUUUCUUUGACGUAC